CUCAUUGAGACACUUGAGGCUGGAACAGAAGGACAGCAGAGCAGAGGGAGAAAAGAAGUGAGCAGCAGGAAAAAAAAAAAGCCUAAGAGGGACCCAUGGGAAGAACAUUAAUCCAGAUAAGGUACUUGAUAAACUGCGCAAUAAACUAAAAAAAAAAAAAAAUCACCUCGAUUUUCCCAGAGACACAAGACUGACAUUGGAGCCCUGACAGGAGAGACAUUAUUGCAACAGUUCUUUUAUGAUUCUACAUUAAUGAGUCAACACAGGGGGACGAGAGACAAAGGCACCAGAUAGAAAAGAUAAGUUCAACAGGAUUGUCCGCAAAACACAGUCCGGAGAUAGUGGCUGAAGAGGAUUAAACAGAAGUGGUUUAAACAAAAGGAUGGCAAACUUAGGUCUCCAGUUGUUAGGUUACUUCCUGGCCUUGGGUGGCUGGAUCGGAAUCAUUUCCACCACAGCUUUGCCCCAGUGGAAGCAAUCAUCAUAUGUGGGUGAUGCAAUUAUCACCGCUGUGGGUCUGUAUGAGGGCCUGUGGAUGAGUUGCGCCUCACAGAGCACAGGACAGGUCCAGUGCAAGAUCUUUGACUCGAUGCUUUCUCUUGACAUCCAUAUCCAGACAUGUCGCGCCCUAAUGGUGGUGUCAGUACUGCUUGGCCUCAUCGGCAUCAUCAUCAGCGUGGUUGGCAUGAAGUGCACAAAGGUGGGAGAUAAUAACCCAACAGUCAAGACACGUAUUGCAGUGACUGGAGGAGCUCUCUUCCUUUUUGCAGGUCUGUGUACAUUGGUUUCUGUUUCCUGGUACGCAACACAGGUGUCUUAUCAGUUCUUCAACCCAAAUACCCCAGCCAAUGCCAGGUAUGAGUUUGGCUCGGCCCUCUUUGUGGGGUGGGCAGCAGCAAGUCUGACUGUACUGGGGGGCUCCUUGCUGUGUUGUUCCUGCUCCAAAGAGGACAUGCAGGGCCAGCAGUAUUACCGCCAGUCACAGCCUUCCACAGCAAGGGAGGCAGAGUUGUUGAGUGAAACUAGUUUCCCUGACUGAUCAUCUUUUUAUCAAGGAUUUUCCGACUGUCCAACCAGUUUCUUCUCCUUCCUGUUGCCUUUGACUCACAUAUUUCUGACAGAAGAAUAUUUAUGUAUGUAAGAUUUAUUAGUCUUUUCUUGGACCAGUUCCCCAAUUAGAAUUGGACCAAUUAGAAUUAAAACGAAUUCAAACACAGUUCACCAUGUGCACCUCCUGUUAAACACUGCCCUGAAACUUGAACUGUUAUUUGUCAUGUUGGUUUGUGAUUCCCCUUUUUAGCAAAUAUGAACUCUGUUUUGUUAUGUUGUUUUUUUUCAGAUUCAUUUGUUGUUAUUAUUAGAAAAGCAAUAUUUUCCCUAAUUGAAAUGCAAACUAAAUGUUUACUAUAUCCCGCCAGAAACGGGGAGCAAUACAGCAGAACCUCCAAGGUUGAUACAGUCUUUACCCUCAGAAAUAAUGGAAAUAUUAAUAAACAUGGUCAAACUGGCAUCAUCUACUACAUUUGAUUCCACAGCCAAUUUUCAAGGAUAUAUAACAUUCUAACUCCCAGACAAGUGUAACAGCACUAUUUAGGUAUUCAGUAAAUGUAUUGACAAAUGGUAAGGAUAUACUGCAGGUAUGGUGUGAAGGCAUUUGCAUCACAGAGGCCCGAAAUGUAUUGUUAAAACAUCUUUUAUCAAUGUAAAAAUAAGUUAGCAUGCAUAUUCGUGUUGCAGAAAAGCCACAACAAAAGUUAAUGCUAAAAAUUAAUGGGAGUCAUUUAAUGUUCUGAACUGCAUUCUUGUGAUUUGACGAUGUCUUGCGUGAUUAUACUUUUGAACACUUAACAUUCUGUGCGGCUUAAAGGAGACAUGCAUUUUUUUUUUUUCACAAUUGAAAUCAAUUCCCAGGUCUUGGAGGUGCUUUCAAGUACCUAGCUGGAUAACAUUUGAUUUAUAGAGCACUUCUCACAGAGAGGAAUAAGCAUCUUCAACUUGCUGAGGAGAAGGCAAGCGCCCAUAAAGCAUAGAAUAAAUUGUCCCUCGCGGAGGCACGGCUUCAUUACCAAGGCGGCAAUUUACAUUUCACAAAUAGUGUUGCAGAUCUGUGCAUCCAGCACAUGACACAUCAGCAAUAACAAAUACUGAACCGCCAACCAAAAGUGGCGGGUCUUUGCCCAGCCAAAGUGCCCAAGUCAUGGACCGGAGAAACCCGGUGAGUGGCAGUGAUAUAAAUGCGGCCCACUCUCACGUCACAAUCUGGCAAAAUUCAGAAUGGCUUGCUCGCAGACACUUUUUGUGGAAAUGGGCAGCUCAUAAAAGAUUUACUUGGUUGUGUAUUUCAGACUUGAUGGGCUGGCGGACUCCACCUACGAAAGCAUUUGUACACAAGCAAUUCAAAAGUCAUGUUGUACUUCGGGGAGUCUUCUACCUCUGUGUAGACAGUAAAGCCCUCAACUUGAGGAGUAAAAAAAGAUUUAUGAACUAGUUAAUGGGGGGGGAAAAAGGAUUUUACAAUUUCUGUUUCUUGAAUAAUUAAAACUUUAAAUUAUAUUAAAAAUGUGAUUAAUUGUGACUAAAUGUAGGUUUCAUUACUUUGGAGGUCUUGUAUGGCAGAGACAUAACGACAAAACACAUUUUGGAUCUUGCCCAUGACUCUUCAUUGGCAUUUUAUUGGAUUUAUACUGUACGUGUGAAAUUACUCGACCUGUCAUAACACCCAAUCAUACGUUUGAGAUCUCAAGCAUAUUGGAUCAUGCAGAGCUCUGUAUGGGCUUUUUUGCCAGUCCCCAGGUGGAAUGGAAUGUUUAUACUGUAUAUGAAUACUUUCUGUUUCACCGUGUUCACAUGAAUGACAGAAUAACUGUUGUGGAUGAUCACCAGUCCUGCCUCACUGCCUCAUGUACCAGUUUGCUCAAAGAACAAAAAUGUUUAUUUUGUGUAUCACCUCAUUAGUGAUAUAUUCCUGACUGUUUCUUUCAGAAUAAAGAAAGAGGAUUAGCUCUG
Phyllopteryx taeniolatus (common seadragon) is the source of this 3006-nucleotide messenger RNA. It is a transcript of the gene cldn19, whose product is annotated as claudin 19. NCBI's taxonomy places the organism in Eukaryota, Metazoa, Chordata, Actinopteri, Syngnathiformes, Syngnathidae. Gene Ontology annotation, biological process: cell adhesion; bicellular tight junction assembly. Bases 383 to 1039 code for a protein of 218 amino acids. Gene Ontology annotation, cellular component: bicellular tight junction; plasma membrane. Gene Ontology annotation, molecular function: structural molecule activity. The record is from RefSeq and is a predicted model, not a curated record. The transcript is spliced from 5 exons.